Grammomys surdaster is the source of this 536-nucleotide messenger RNA. It is a transcript of the gene Polr2k, whose product is annotated as RNA polymerase II subunit K. Lineage: Eukaryota; Metazoa; Chordata; Mammalia; Rodentia; Muridae. Gene Ontology annotation, molecular function: DNA-directed RNA polymerase activity; DNA binding; zinc ion binding. The record is from RefSeq and is a predicted model, not a curated record. Gene Ontology annotation, cellular component: RNA polymerase II, core complex; RNA polymerase III complex; RNA polymerase I complex. Gene Ontology annotation, biological process: DNA-templated transcription.
AUGAUUUUGGAAGUAAAUUUGGAGCAAAACCAGGAGAGACACUUGGCUUUAAAAUAUAACUGGGCGGCCGGGAGAGGUAGCACACUCCUGCCAUCUGAGCGCUUGGAAGCAGAGGCACUAGCAAUGGACGCCCAGAAAGAUGUUCAACCACCAAAGCAGCAGCCAAUGAUAUAUAUUUGUGGAGAGUGUCACACUGAGAAUGAAAUAAAAUCCAGGGAUCCAAUCAGAUGCAGAGAAUGUGGAUACAGAAUAAUGUACAAGAAAAGGACUAAAAGAUUGGUGGUUUUUGAUGCUCGGUGAAAUGAGGGCGUUCAGGAGUGUCUUCAUUCAUAUAUUUGCCUCAUUGAUGUUUCUCUUUAAUGUAUAGCGUUUAACUUAGUUUACUUAAUGACUACAACUGUAUACCUAUGAUUUCAUUUUAGAAAUGCAAUUGUAUUUUGAUACUUUGUAUAAAGGAAUUUUGGUUCAACAUAUGACUUAAUUUAUUGUUCUUGUAAUUCCUCACACAGUGAAGAUUAAAGUGUUUCCCCAAACCA